CCCCACCUGCCCUCCUCCUCCCCUCCGAAUCUGGAAGCGUCGGGAUCCGUAGGCGAGGAAAUAACGACCCCUGCAGUUGCAUUGCGGAAAAUCUCGGCGGCGGCGGCGCUAGUUGCAGGCGAUGGAAGCGAGGCAGCUGGGGGUUCUGGGGAGCCCAGGAAAAUAGCAGAGGAACCGAAAGCGCGCGCGCGACUUGGGGAGCCUGCGGCCCCCCGAUGCGCCCGGGUCCCCGGCUCCCAACCGUUUCCGCUCGGCGCCCUGGACGCGCCGCCCGAGCCGGGCUCGGAGGAGGCGGGCUGCGCGCGGACUUGGGGACCAGGGAGGGUCGGCGGAGGCUGCUGGCGGCCGGAUUAUUCGGGCAAUAAUCCCUGCCUCUCUCUCUCUGUCUCUCUGUCUGCUGUGUCUGCUCCUCCCCCCGCCCCCCGGAAGCUGGAGGAGAACGGCCCCGGAGCGGAGCAGCCACCCUCUGACCAUGCCCCGGUGAGGGGGGCGGACUUCGAGGGCAACUUGUCGCGGACCGCCUGGGCUUAGCCAGCGAGCUGCGAGCUGCCGGGGGCCCGGAACUGCGCGGCGCGGCCCGGCGGGGGGCUGUCGUCUAUGUCUUCUUGGGGCGCCCGGCGGAUCGGGGUCUCGUUUUUGCCGGAAGAGCCCAGCGCUGGUGGCUUCAGGUGGCUGCCGCCGCCGCUGCUAGUGCUCUUUCCGCCGCUCGUGCGAGGAGGGGAGACCGGCGAGCGGGGAGACCUCCGGGGCAGCGAGGCAUCGGACAUGUGUCAGCACAUCUGGGGUGCACAUCCGUCGAGCCCAAGGGGAGAUUUGCCGGAACAAUUCAAACUGCGAUAUUGAUCUUGGGGGUGACUGUCCCUGGCCAGCUGUCGGGUGGGAGUGCGAGUGUGCGCUCGCUCGGGAGUGUGUGCGUGUGUGUGUGUAUGUGUGUGUGCCGUGUCGGGCUCCCCCCUGCCCCCCCUGUUUUCCCGUCGAGUAAUGCACUUGGAAUGAGAAUCAGAGGAUGGAAAUAGUCUGGGAGGUGCUCUUUCUUCUUCAAGCCAAUUUCAUCGUCUGCCUAUCAGUUCCUUCUUUCUGGGGAUUGGUGAACUCAGCUUGGAAUCUUUGCUCUGUGGGGAAACGGCAGUCACCAGUCAACAUAGAGACCAGUCACAUGAUCUUCGACCCCUUUCUGACGCCCCUGCGCAUCAAUACUGGUGGCAGGAAGGUCAGUGGGACCAUGUACAACACUGGAAGACACGUGUCCCUGCGCCUGGACAAGGAGCACUUGGUCAACAUAUCAGGAGGGCCCAUGACGUACAGCCACCGGCUAGAGGAGAUCCGGCUACACUUUGGGAGUGAGGACAGCCAGGGGUCGGAGCACCUCCUCAACGGACAAGCCUUCUCUGGGGAGGUGCAGCUCAUCCACUAUAACCACGAGUUAUAUACAAACGUCACAGAAGCUGCAAAGAGCCCAAAUGGAUUGGUGGUGGUUUCUAUAUUUAUAAAAGUUUCUGAUUCAUCAAACCCAUUUCUUAAUCGAAUGCUCAACAGAGAUACUAUCACCAGAAUAACAUAUAAAAAUGAUGCAUAUUUACUACAGGGACUUAAUAUAGAGGAACUAUAUCCAGAAACCUCUAGUUUCAUUACUUAUGAUGGGUCAAUGACUAUCCCACCCUGCUAUGAGACGGCAAGUUGGAUAAUAAUGAACAAACCUGUCUAUAUAACCAGGAUGCAGAUGCAUUCCUUACGCCUUCUCAGCCAGAAUCAGCCAUCUCAGAUCUUUCUGAGCAUGAGUGACAACUUCAGGCCCGUGCAGCCACUCAACAACCGCUGCAUCCGCACCAACAUCAACUUCAGUUUACAGGGGAAGGACUGUCCCAACAACCGAGCCCAGAAGCUUCAAUAUAGAGUAAAUGAAUGGCUCCUCAAGUAGGGAACAAGGCCAAGAAGAGUCCCCACCUCACUGAAAUGCUACGACUGUGAAUUGACGUAACCCAGAAUGUCCCUUCUUUUUUCUUUCUCCUUCUCCCCCUCAAGCCUCAUUCACUCUUUGGAUUGGCCCUUUCUUCAUGAAAAGUGUCUGCAAAACCAUGGCAGAGGAACGCAUCUCUUAUGAGCACACACACACACACACACACACACACACACAAGCACUGACACAUCCAUAUACACACAUGCAAACAUAUCUACACACAAAGAAACUCACUCAGCCUCCAAGAUGGGAAGUCAAGUUUCAGAACAAAAGGCUCAUUAUAAGAAGUCUUAGAAGAAAAUAACCAGUUAACCUGAUUACAAUUUUGAUACCGUUUUCCUGAACUAAUAAAUCUACCCAAUGAGACUUUUCAGCCUUUGUACAUACAAAAUUCUGCCAAAAGAGAGAGAGGAGAAAAUGCAGCAUCAAGCGAACUUUGUUCUUUGCAUCAAGUCAUCUUGGAUAGUGUCCUCCGAGGGUGCUGGCGACAGGUGAACCAGGACGAAGUUGGCCAAGGACACUUAUUUCUAGAUUAUGAUUCUUCUGUUUACUCAACAAUUUAAAAAGAAAAUAAAAAAAGGACAGACAUUGAAGAGAUACACAUUGUAUAUAUAUAUCACCACAGACUAUAACGAAAUGGAAUUAUUUCCCCUCUUUGUCACAUACCUGUAGUAGGAUUUGCCAAGAUCAGAAACGAUCCAUUUGCUGUUUCUUGUUUUCCAAAGGUCAUACAUUGUGUUUGGUUAUUGUUAUCAGCUCAAUAAAUGUGUUUAACGAGUUCAUUUCAUUUUUCUGGCUUUGGUCUGUUCUCCUUCCUUGCAGGCUAAGCCCUGGCUCCAUGCAAGUGCAUUCUUUGCACUUGUUCCUUUAUCCACGUUUUGUUCAUUUGCAGCCAGUUUUUACUGAGUUUGUGGCAAUCAGGAAUGCAUUUGCUAAGCAAGUAUAACUUUAAUUCCACUCCAUGGCUCAAUCGUUCAUACAGGGUGAGCUUCAGCCUGAGAAAGCAGGCAACAGAUUUCUUGCGUUUCAAAACUGCCAUCCCCCGCCCCUGUGAUGCUCGCCUGAAGGAAUGCACUUUGCCUUGUAAAUUCCUGGGAAAGGGGUGUCUUUUCUCUCCAGGUGCAGCCGGAUCUCACAAAGUACAAACGAAUGCCUUUCGUUUCUUGUUUAUAAUGGUCACUCACUGUGUUUGGUUACUGUCAAGAAAUCAAUAAAUGUGUUUAACAAGUUA
Messenger RNA from Diceros bicornis minor, 3188 nucleotides. It is a transcript of the gene CA10, whose product is annotated as carbonic anhydrase 10. The record is from RefSeq and is a predicted model, not a curated record. Gene Ontology annotation, molecular function: zinc ion binding; carbonate dehydratase activity. The transcript is spliced from 8 exons. NCBI's taxonomy places the organism in Eukaryota, Metazoa, Chordata, Mammalia, Perissodactyla, Rhinocerotidae. Bases 1007 to 1918 code for a protein of 303 amino acids.